Esox lucius (northern pike) is the source of this 5722-nucleotide messenger RNA. RefSeq names its product salt-inducible kinase 1 (gene sik1). Gene Ontology annotation, molecular function: tau-protein kinase activity; ATP binding; protein serine/threonine kinase activity. Gene Ontology annotation, cellular component: cytoplasm. Bases 1184 to 3598 code for a protein of 804 amino acids. Lineage: Eukaryota; Metazoa; Chordata; Actinopteri; Esociformes; Esocidae. The transcript has 11 exons. Gene Ontology annotation, biological process: microtubule cytoskeleton organization; protein phosphorylation; intracellular signal transduction. The record is from RefSeq and is a predicted model, not a curated record.
UCAUUCCUCUCUCCAUUCCUCCUCCUUUACUCCUAUCUUCCUCAAUAAAUGGAUAAAUCGCUAAAAUGUCUCUGAAUAAGACUUUUUCGUAAAUGGUGUAAAUGUUAUUCCCCUGUCUUUCCCCAUAUCUUUCCAACUCCUCCUUUCUCUCCUUCCCUCCACAUCUAACCCUCCUUUCUACUAAUCCCUUCUCCCUGCUCUGCUUUACCCUUUCCUUCCCCCUCUGCCAUGUGAGUACAGAGGUCAUGGGAUCUGGGGAUCUUGUUCCACCUGAUCAACAGAAAACAUGCAUGCAUCAAAUCAUCUCUGAAGCUGCCAUCUUGUACAUGUUAAAACAAGCAUGUAAACUUGCAUACAUAAAACCUAAAAUAAAGUGCAUAAGCUACACAGAACAGGCAAUGUAUUUGAAUAGAAAAUAAGCCUAAAUUACUAUCAUGUGCAAUUCAAUCCAAAACGGUCAAAAACAUGCAAUACAUGACCAGUUCUAACGGUUGAUGAUAAUUAAGAACUACUUUCGGUUUCACUGUUUUCCUAAAAGUAGAGGAAAGGCAUCUGAAAGUCGAUCGGGCGCAUACACGCUAUAUGCCUUCCAGCGGGGAUGAGCGAGUCUCAGCUCGAGCUCGGAAGGAAACAUCACGUGGUGACACAUCUCCGGGACUGACGUCACCGUCCCCAUCUCCAAGCAACCUCUCCAUCAGAACUCGCGUCACCGCGCGCCAAGCCGCACCGUUGCCCAGCAACUUCUGCCUUUUCGCUCGCGCCCGGCCUUGCGCUCCGCUCGAAGCUCUGACGCGAGUGUGACGUUAGUAAGGUGGUAUCAAUUUGUUAUGGCAGCGGGAGAGGAGGAGUUUACCCAAGAACACUGGCGACAUUCCACCAGAGCGCAGUCAGUCCGCUUAUGUGACCGAUAGAGUCACUCUGUAAAUAGUUCUUACUGAUAGGGUACGGCUGGCACACAUUUCUGUACAUAUUUUGGAGAAAAAAAAUAAGAAAAUAAAAACAAUACUAUGCUGCUUUUUGUUUUGUUAUAGUGUUCUUGUAUUUAUAGCAAAUACCAUAUUCUUAUGGAAUGACUUGCAUAGCUGUCUUUGACAACCGUUUGAAUUGUGAGAGGAGGUUGAGUAUCUACUUCCAGUAAGGUAUUUCACGCAAUUCGAAUCCUUUCCUUUGGAAUAAAAUAAUCAUGGUGAUCAUGACGGAGAGCGGCCUGGGGACACAGACGACCCAUACUAAAGGAAGACCUCUCCAGGUCGGCUUCUAUGAGAUCAUUCGUACACUGGGGAAAGGAAACUUCGCCGUGGUGAAGCUGGCAAGACACAAAGUCACCAAAACACAGGUGGCCAUAAAGAUAAUUGACAAGACUAGACUAAACCCGUCCAACUUGGAGAAGAUCUACCGAGAGGUCCAGAUCAUGAAGCUGCUUAACCAUCCCCAUAUCAUCAAACUCUACCAGGUAAUGGAAACCAAAGAUAUGCUGUACAUUGUGACAGAAUACGCCAGAAAUGGAGAGAUGUUCGACUACUUGACCUCAAACGGGCGCAUGAGCGAGGACAAGGCGCGGAAGAAGUUCUGGCAGAUCCUCCAGGCGGUGGACUACUGCCACAGACACCAUAUCGUUCACCGGGACCUCAAAACCGAGAACCUGCUGCUGGACGCCAACAUGAACAUCAAACUGGCUGACUUUGGAUUUGGUAACUUCUACAAGACAGGCGAACCCCUGUCUACCUGGUGUGGAAGCCCCCCCUACGCAGCCCCGGAGGUGUUUGAGGGGAAGGAGUACGAAGGGCCACAGCUGGAUGUUUGGAGUCUGGGUGUGGUUCUGUAUGUUCUGGUGUGUGGUUCUCUUCCGUUCGACGGGCCUAGCCUACCUACCCUCAGACAGAGAGUCACAGAAGGCCGCUUCAGAAUCCCCUUCUUUAUGUCUGAAGACUGUGAGAACCUGAUCCGUAAGAUGCUGGUGGUGGACCCAGCCAAGCGGAUCAGUGUGGCCCAGAUCAAACUGCACCGUUGGAUGUUGGCUGACCCCACAGCCCUCCAGCAGACCCUGAGCAUGGCGCUGCCCCUCACAGACUAUAACUCCAACCUGGGGGACUACAGCCAGCCAGUCCUGGGCAUCAUGCAAACCCUGGGCAUCGACCGCCAGAGGACCAUCGAGUCUCUGCAGACCAGCAGCUACAACCACUUCUCUGCCAUUUACUACCUGCUGCUGGAGCGGUUCCGGGAGCAUAGAACCCAGCAGCUCAGCCGUCAAUGUGGACCCUGGACCCAGAGACCCAGGAGCACCUCCGACUCUGGUAACCCAGAGGUCAUCCUGGAGGACAGCUUCAGAACUUCAGCCUACCCCAUCCAAUGCCAGAGCACCCCUCGUAUGCACUCGGAGACGGAGUAUGACCAAGGUGCUUUGUUCCAGCGGGUGGUGUUUCCAGUGGAGGCCAGUCUGAACAGACUGUUGUGUAACCGCUCCAUCUCCCCAAAUAGCCUUCUGGAAACCAGCAUCAGUGAGGAGGUGCGACCCCGCGAUCUGGAGGAGGAGGAGGUCACACAUACCUGCCCCCCCCUCAUCCUCACCACCACCACUUCCCGUAGACACACCCUAGCUGAGGUGUCUGCCGGCUUCCAUCAGUGCCUCCCCCCCAGCGCUGUGGUCGCUCCCUCAGACAGCACGUCAUCUGAUAGCUGUCUGAAGUCCCUGUCCAACCCCAACCACUCCCUGCCGCGUCCCAGAGUAGGCACGUCAGCCUGGCCAUCGUCUGAGACUAGCCCAAGGGCGCUGGCCCCCGGCGGGACCCCACCAGCCUUCUCCUCCCACCUCCUCCCCCAGGCCCAGGCUGCCAGUUUCCAGGAGGGACGCAGAGCUUCAGACACCUCCCUCACACAAGGUCUGAAAGCCUUCCGCCAACAGCUGAGGAAGAACACACGCACUAAAGGCCUGGUGGGUCUGAAUAAGAUUAAAGGUCUGGCGAGGCAGGUCUGCCCUCCAACCUCCGACCGCAGUAACCGUGGCAGCCGGGGGUCAAUUGGACCCACCAUCAAUGAGCACCGCAGCAUGCUGGAGGAGGUUCUGCAUCAGCAAAGAAUGCUCCAGAUCCAACACCAGCCCCAGGCUUCUCAAUCAGCCCCUACCCAGAAUCCCCUGGUCUUCCGUGCCCAACAGCAGCCCCCCUCCCCCACAUCCAUCUUAAACCCCUCCACCCUGUUCGACACAUCUGUCCCAUCACUCCUCCAGAUGGAACCCCAACAGCAGAGCCCCCUGACACUCCAACACGCCUUCUGGCAGCAGCCUCUAGAGUCAUCAUCCUCCUCCUCCGGCUCCUCUUCCUCCUGUUCCUCCUCUUCCUCCUACUGCUCCUCUUCUUCCUCCCUCUCCACCGUGGCCUCCACGGCCUACCUCCUGGAGGCUCGUCUGCACAUCAGCCAGCAACCCAGCCUCUGCCCCCAGACCUUCCAGUACCAACCACAAACCCAGAACCAGGCCUUCACACAGGGCCCGUUGCACCUCCUGAACCAGCAGGGGAUGUGGAGGGACUCUGGGCCAGAGUCUGAGAUGCAGGAGCUUCCCCGGGCCGGACAGCUGACUAGCUGUGUGAUGGUCAAGUAGUGGGGAGGAAGGAACAAGAAACAGGAAACAAGCAAUUACUACUUGACCAGAGAGAUUGUUCUGUAUGACAACCAAAAUGAAACUGUGGCAGUGAAGACACCACUGACAGACAAACAGGAAGGCUGAGAAUGUUUUGACUGUGGGAAAAUGACUUUGAGCUGUGGAGUUUCUCUCAGAUUAUCAGAUGAUGAGCAGAAGACAACAGGACGCAACUAAACACGUCAGACACAUCUGAAGUGUGAAGAGAACAAUUGGGUGGAAAAAAAACGGACAAAUCGAAAUGCUCUUGAACAACAUGCAAACACACUUCUAGGUGUGUAUAUGUGUGAUCACAUAAGCUGACCAAUAAGCAAUAACCAAACUCUGGACAGGUGACCACCUUCCUUUCAGAGAAGCAAUAAAAGUCAGGGAGGUGUGUCACGGUGUCACUGGACCAGACUGGACCAUGUCAGACCUAUUUCAACUGCUUAUUAUUUACAGGAGGAUCCAGUCUUCCUGAUUUUGGCUUGUGUUCAUUUUCCAUAUUCCCUCACUGUAUAAAGACAUUUAUUACAUUUCAUUGUUUUUUUCACGUGAUUAGAAAUAACCAAAGUUUUCUUUUUUUGGGGGGGUGUAUUACUGCGCAGCAGCCCACCAAGCAUGCGUAUCAGAACUAUUCUAAGCUUCCAAACUUUCUUUCAGUACAAUGUUAUUAUUUGACAAACUGUGAUUCGUGCAAGUUUCUAGCAGAGCUCAUGCUGCUUUUAACACAGAAGUAGUUACAAAAAACCUGGUACAUCUUGAUCAGUCAAUACAAAAAUAGAGACUUGCUGAGUGUCUAAAGCACAGUGGACACUGCUAUAAGCAAGCAGUAUGUGUGUGAGUGCAUGUGUGUGUGUGAGCAUGUUUGUGUUUGAAUAUGAAAAGGUUGAUUUCAACAAAUAAUGUAAACUCAUUAAUGGUUAUUUUCUAAUAAUUUUCCCUUUGGUUUUAUGCCCUUUUGGUGGGGAAACCUCAUCCAGCUACAGUCUACUGCUGUUUUAGCACCACCUUCUCAGGUAACCAAGACUGAAAUGUCUCAAUUUGGAAGUAUUGUCAAAACACAAGUCUCUUAAUAAAUACUGACAUGAUGUCAUUCCCUAUCAGAAGACAACAAGACACUACCCACUUUUCAUUAGAAGCUGUGUAAGCUACAUGCUUGUCUGCACAGACAGCGCAGAUACCUUGGGACUGUAGUGCAAUAUAUUUCAUAGAAAUGCAGGGGACAUUAGAACUAACUGCCAUAGGAUUGUACAGUACCUGCUGGCAUUCAUUUGAUAGUUAUUAAUGUCAAUUGUUUAUGUUUUGCAUGAUUGUUCAAGGCUUUAAUAGCUUCAGAGGGAGCUAGCGGAGUAGAGCAGGUACCAGAAAGCAUCAGUUUUUGUUGAACAUGAACAUUGUAGAUGUGUAAAAGAAAUAACCUAAUCCAUUUCAUAGUGCUUUUCCUCUCAACAACACGGUUGCCUCUGCCAUUGUACAACGGCUGAAUUAGAGAUGCACCAAAGAGAAAGUAUUGUAAUGGAAAGAAGCACUGAGGACUCUUCUGUGAACAUGACAAAAAAUGCUAGCUAGUUAGCACAUUCAUGGCGUGCUAUGUGGCUGCUUCUGCUACAAAAUGCUAAUGUCUGCUAAAGGUUCCCCUGGCAGAUGGGUUCCUGGACCAUAGCUGAAUUCUUUUUUUAUAAAAUAAAAAGUAAAUAAUAAUAAUAAUAAUAAUAGAGAAAGUAGGAAAACAACUUUCAGUUGUACAAUAAUUGUUGCUGGAGCAUAAUUUCUUUCUAUGAAUUUUCUGUAGAUGGUAGCGGUAGCAAUAGUGGUAUGUACGCAGGCUAGAAGUGUAUACAAGAUAUUUGGAUUCAUGUUUUUAGGUGUUAGGCCUAGAGAAGUUGAGAUUUACUUUGAAGCCCCACCAUUAACUUCAGGUGUUUCCACCAUGAUAGUAGUGCAGCUUCAUAGUUUCAUAGUUUAAUUGUAUCUGUGAAGUGGUCUCUUUUUGCACAUGUUGAAGAGGAAGUGUUUGAUGCCUAAACAGUUGUUUCAUAGAUUUGUCUGAAAUAAGCAGUGUUAAUAUUAAUAAAUGACUUCUUUUUUGGCUGAUUGCACUCA